Alternaria infectoria is the source of this 693-nucleotide messenger RNA. RefSeq lists its product as uncharacterized. The coding region runs from base 1 to 693 and encodes 230 amino acids. The transcript is spliced from 2 exons. Lineage: Eukaryota; Fungi; Ascomycota; Dothideomycetes; Pleosporales; Pleosporaceae. The record is from RefSeq and is a predicted model, not a curated record.
AUGCAGAGUCCAAAGUCUAAGACGGCCAUGCCUACUCUCGCCGAUACACCUACACCCGCACCAAAGGGUGCGACCAAACGCAAAGCAGAAGUCGUCAUCGACCUCGAAAAUAUGCCAGACAAGAGAGAAGUCAAGCCGUUCAGACCAGUCAGCAAAACUCCUGAAGAGAAGGAGGAAGAAGCCUUCUUCCAGGUGUCUGUCACAGCAAAUGCCAAGUUCGACAAGAUCCCAAUUGCGUUGCGCAACAAACUCGAGGCAGCCUGUCAAACAGCCUUCUACAAGCACAUGUUCUCCCUCAAAGCCGGCACGAUGCCGGAGUAUCGCCAGCAAUACGAUGUCUGCCUGGGGUUACGCACACGCACGUUGUCUAUGAAGUUCGAAACCACAGUUGCCGUUCCGAACGUCUUGGAUCUCAGCAUGGCUAACGCUGCACUGUUGGACUACUUCACUAAGUGCUUCAAAGGUACGCAUCGUCUGCUGACGAAGGAGGCGUGCGUAGAGCUCAAGAGUCAGGGAGGUUUGCUUAAUCCGGAAUUCAUUGAGUUGUAUGCUGUUCGGCAUGGCGAACUGGGCUGGGGCUUCGAUGCCGGUGGCUGCCUCUCGCUGUACAUUACAAGCGUGACUGACCACAGACUGAAGGAAAAGGUUUUGUACGUCAAAGCUGGUGGGGUUAAACUCAAGGAAGAGGAUUGA